Molecule: messenger RNA, 1291 nt
Organism: Microdochium trichocladiopsis
Lineage: Eukaryota; Fungi; Ascomycota; Sordariomycetes; Xylariales; Microdochiaceae
Exons: 3
Coding region: 1-1011 (336 amino acids)
Source: RefSeq, a predicted model, not a curated record
AUGUCGGCGUGGUCAACCCAGACCUACCUCCCUGCAAUCGAGCCACGGGAUUGUCCUUGCUGUGGCGAGACUUUCCCGUCUGGCGAGGAGAAGCUCAAGCACCAGAGAACCGUGGGCCACUUCCGAUGCGCUAUAUGCCACAGGCAGUUCCUUGACGGCCCAUCUGUCGUCCAGCACCAACUACGUGACCACAAGAAGGUUGAGAAAAUUACAUGCCCAGGCUGCUUGGUCGACUUCGCAAGCGCUGGUUCUUGGCUGGAACAUGUCGAGCACAACCAGUGCAAGGUCAUCUUUCCAGGAGACCUCGAAAUCCGCCGUCAGCAAUUGCAGGCUUUCCGCACCGCCCUAGCUGACAAGUCACCGGUCCGUGAUCUCGCCAUGCCAUACCAGGCAUCAGACACUUGGGCAGACUACGUGCCAGGCCCAGCCUACGACAAUUUUGAGGUGCACCACGGGACGGCCGUCGAGCAGAAUUACAAGGAACAGAGCAGUUUCCCGCGGCUACCUACGAACCAGUUCCGCGCAGGUGACUCCAAAGUGCUCGAUCUGCUCUCGGGAGAUGUUGACGUCUACACCGGCAAGGCUGCAAAUGCCUGGAGCGGUGCCAAGUCGUUCUUUCCAAAGCGAUCGUACAAUGCAGUCCCUCCUCCAGCCGAACACACUCACGGAGUCGCUCUUUACACAAAGCCAUGUGCGGCAGAUGGGGAUGCAGUGCUCUGCAAGGAUCCAUACGACCCAAGGUUCAACCCAGAUGUGUUCAAGAACCCCAUCUUGGACAAGUUCAAGUGUCCUCACCUAAGCUGCUCGCAAACGGACAAAUUCCGACAGGUUCUCUCCACCUUAACAGGAGGCAUCUUGGACGCAAAGAUCAACGUGAAAGACGAGAAUGGCGACAAGCGAGAGAUAUCCAUAGACGAGCUACGCGGCGACAUGACGGAAAUCGUUGUGGAUGAAAGGGCAGCUGAGAACUUGCGCAACAAGAGCGCGCACGGCGGUGGGCUAGGUUUCUAGGAGGGAUCUGAGCUCCAGAGCAGAGGCUCUAACGGAUGGUGAGCGUGCUGAGGGGACGCAAACAAAGCGCAGUCAAAUCCGUCUGUGCUUGCCAAGCCCGUGAGCAAGCUGUAGAAAAACAGUUCCAGCGACGCGCUUCGCAUAAGUGAAAGCACGUGCGUAUGACAGGAGUCUGGUUUCGGAACAGCUGGAGCCACGGUGUAGUUCCCAUUAGCUGUAGCGUAGUGUGCAUAAGAUAGAGCCAGGACGAUCACGGGAGACAGUCCGGCGAUGGGUUGAC